UCUCUGGAUGAAGAUUCCAGAUUCCACAUAGUAUCCAUCAUCAACACCGCUACAUUUGCCUUCUACAUAUUUUACCUGACCCAUAAUCUCGUUGGCCGUUCCGGUUCUGUUGACGAGCACCAUGGCAAAGAGCGUCCGGGCGAGUGUUACCAAGCGCAAUAGAGCUAAACUCCGAGCCACAGUCUUCGGACCAGCUGUUGAUGCAAGGACCGAAAGACUUUCUGCGAAGCUGCAAGAGCUAGCUUCUCAGCCUCGGCCGAACGAGGAGAAGUCAAGCAUGGAACUGGAUGAUGCAACCACAAACAACAACAGUGACAAAGAAGCUAGCAACGCAUUGAAUUCCACUGGAGAUAUGGAUAUCGAUCAAGGAACUGCUAAGGGUGGCCGUGCUCACACCAGGAAGUCGGGACGAAUUCAGAAACGUCAUAAGAAAGCCCGCUCGUCCAUCGUUUUCCGUCCUCAUCCAUCAAAGGUCAAAGGAAAUACUAAGAGACGGUGAAACGCGUGGCGUGUUUUGCUUCAUUUAUGGUGAAAUAGUCGGGCCUCUGUUCAAUUAUGGAGUUUGGCGUUCUGUGGGAGAGGUGGCCAUAUAACUACCACUGUCUUGGUUGUUUCUGCUUCCCUGUGGCAUUUUAGGAAAGGAAGACCGGACCGAAGUCGAGCGAUAUCAUCUGUGGAUGCUUUCACGCAUCUAAUCCCCUGUAUCUCAGCCGUAGAAAGUUUAUAUGAACAUAGUCUUAGCUUCGUCAAGGCCAAUUAGUAUAUGGCUACCAUUUAUCUCGAAGCGGGUGCUCAAGACUUCCGCUGAAGACCUCAAGGAAACAUCAUCUGCC
Aspergillus eucalypticola CBS 122712 is the source of this 833-nucleotide messenger RNA. RefSeq names its product DUF2423 domain-containing protein. Bases 122 to 499 code for a protein of 125 amino acids. The record is from RefSeq and is a predicted model, not a curated record. NCBI's taxonomy places the organism in Eukaryota, Fungi, Ascomycota, Eurotiomycetes, Eurotiales, Aspergillaceae. Gene Ontology annotation, cellular component: preribosome, large subunit precursor. The transcript has 3 exons.